AUGUCUUUGCAAGCUAUAAAGUUCGACAGACAAAAGACCAGACUUGACAUUCUUGAUCAAUUGCUGAUCCCUUAUCAGACGAAAUACAUCCAAGUGUCGAACAUUGAUGAUGGGUACUCGGUGAUUCAGAAGAUGCAAGUGCGAGGCGCCCCUGCCAUAGCUAUUGUUGGGUCAUUUUCCAUCACUUGUGAGUUGAACUCGGUCAAAGACGGCCAAAAGAAUAACCACGGCUACGAUGUGUCAGACUUAUCGGUUUUCAAAGCAGCCCUAGAGAAGAGAAUUGAUUAUCUGAUAAAAUCAAGACCGACAGCAGUUAACCUCGUCAAUGCCUGUACUGCCAUUAAAGCGAUUGUUGAAACCGCCUGUACUAUUGACGAUCUAUACGCAGAGGUGUUAAGGUACAGCGUUGUAUUGUUUGAGGAUGACCUCAAGAAUAACUAUAGAAUUGGUGCCAACGGCGUCAGAUACAUCGAUAAUGAGCUAUCAAAUUUUGAAGGACCGUUUGCGGUCAUGACUAUCUGUAACACUGGCUCUCUUGCGACGUCAGGACAUGGAACAGCUCUGGGAAUAAUCCGCUCGUUGUGGGCUAAGUCUAAAGCGAACCCAAGAAAUGCCGAUGACAAAACGAUUCAGGGUCAGAAAUCGUGGUUAUCCCACGUCUAUGCCUGUGAAACCAGACCGUAUAACCAAGGUUCCCGACUGACAUCAUACGAACUAAAUUUUGAGAAAAUACCGUUCUCCCUGAUCACCGAUAAUAUGCCAGCUUACUUAAUUGAUUCUCUCUUCAGCCAGAGGGUGAACUGUCCAUUACCAUCGAGGGCGCCUGUCAAAUUCAUCAUCGUGGGAGCUGAUAGAAUUGUUACCAAUGGUGAUCUAGCCAACAAGAUUGGUACCUUCCAACUUGCCCUUAUUGCAUCUCAAUAUGAUGGUGUGAAGUUCAUCGGAGCUGCUCCUACCACUACCAUUGAUUACACACGAGACUCUGGCGAUGACAUUGUUAUUGAACAGCGUCCUGCCAAUGAGCUUACAUCAAUUCUAGGGGGACAGGUUGAUAGCUCUGAUCAGUUUGUUACGGACUCUGAGGGGAAAGUUAACCUUUUGCGCAUUAAGACUGCCACGCCAAACAUCGACGUGUGGAAUCCUGCAUUUGACGUCACGCCAAACCGAUUGAUCGAUUCAAUUGUCACCGAACAGGACUAUCUGGUCAAAGAUUCACACGGUAAGUUCAACCUGUAG
Molecule: messenger RNA, 1236 nt
Organism: Komagataella phaffii GS115
Lineage: Eukaryota; Fungi; Ascomycota; Pichiomycetes; Pichiales; Pichiaceae
Product: Methylthioribose-1-phosphate isomerase
Exons: 1
Coding region: 1-1236 (411 amino acids)
Molecular function (GO): S-methyl-5-thioribose-1-phosphate isomerase activity
Source: RefSeq, a predicted model, not a curated record